AUGCAACUCAAAGUCACUCUUCUCGGCCUCGCCUGCCUCGGCCUGAAUAUGCUCACUGUUCAGGCUGCCACGGUCCCCGCUGAGGGCCUGGCUCGUCGCACCGUCCAGAACUCUGCCGGCAACGCCAAUACAGUCGCCCGCUCUGAGCUUGACAAGCGCCACGAGUACAGUGUUGACGCUGAUGAGGUCCUGGUCGACAAGCGCCACAAGUACAGUGUUGACGCUGAUGAGGUCCUGGUCGACAAGCGCCACAAGUACAGUGUUGACGCUGAUGAGGUCGAUGCUAAGAACUAA
This is a messenger RNA of Geosmithia morbida, 294 nucleotides long. RefSeq lists its product as uncharacterized. The transcript has a single exon. The record is from RefSeq and is a predicted model, not a curated record. Lineage: Eukaryota; Fungi; Ascomycota; Sordariomycetes; Hypocreales; Bionectriaceae. The coding region runs from base 1 to 294 and encodes 97 amino acids.